This is a messenger RNA of Didymosphaeria variabile, 1452 nucleotides long. RefSeq lists its product as uncharacterized. Bases 1 to 1452 code for a protein of 483 amino acids. The record is from RefSeq and is a predicted model, not a curated record. The transcript has 4 exons. Lineage: Eukaryota; Fungi; Ascomycota; Dothideomycetes; Pleosporales; Didymosphaeriaceae. Gene Ontology annotation, biological process: secondary metabolite biosynthetic process; fatty acid biosynthetic process. Gene Ontology annotation, molecular function: fatty acid synthase activity.
AUGACAGUCCAAGCUGCACAAGAGAAUGGGUAUCGCACAAACGACGUGUGCGAAUCCGAAUCGGCAAAUACCAAUGACGUUCAGACGAACAAAAUUCCGAGAUCACAGCCUAAUGGCGUUCAAACGAACAGGAACGGCUUCAAGGACGCCAUAUCCGAGGACACAGUUACUCCACCGCCUAUUGCCAUCGUAGGUAUGGCUCUGCGGCUUCCCGGUGGAGUCUCCUCCCCAGAAAGUCUCUGGGACCUCCUCAUCAAUAAGCGAGACGGCCGGAGCCGGAUUCCCAGCGAUCGUUUCAACGUCGAAGCAUUCUACGGCCCAUGUGCAAGGAAGGGUGAAGUUGCUUCACAGUAUGGUUAUUUUCUAGAGGACUCGCUAGAAUAUCUUGAUGCAUCUUUCUUCGCUAUGUCGAAGGCCGAGAUUGCUCAGCUCGACCCUCAGCAAAAACUGUUGCUAGAGGUGGUGUAUGAGUGCAUGGAAAGUGCUGGUCAGUCAAACUGGCGGGGUAGCAAGGUCGGUUGCUAUGUGGGUGUUUUUGGGGAGGACUGGUUGGACCUUUGCAACAAAGACACCCAAUCGUUCGAUAUGUACCGUAUUUCUGGAACUGGAGACUUUGCGAUAUCGAACCGGAUCUCAUAUGAGUAUGACCUGAAAGGGCCGAGCAUGACUAUUCGUACCGGCUGCUCUUCGGCCCUUGUUGGUCUCGAUGAAGCCUGCCAGGCUCUUGCCAACGGCCAUUGUUCCUCCGCCAUAGUAGCUGGCACGAACAUCAUCAUCAGUCCAACCAUGACACAGCAUAUGACACAGCAAGGCGUCCUAUCCAAAGAGGGAUCAUGCAAGACAUUCGACGCUGCUGCUGAUGGGUAUGCCCGUGGUGAGGCUAUCAACGCUGUAUACAUUAAGAAGCUAGACGAUGCCCUAAGAGACGGCGAUCCAAUUCGCGCAGUGAUCCGCUCGACCUUCCAGAACAGUGACGGCAAGACAGCUGGGCUCACUAACCCGAGCUCGCAAGCGCACGAAGACAUGAUGCGGACGGCGUACAGCAUUGCUCAGCUACCAGUGUCACGCACAGCUUACGUCGAAUGCCACGGCACUGGAACAUCAGUCGGUGAUCCGCUCGAAACAGUUGCCAUUGGUAAGGUUUUUGGCGGCUCAGGCUCGAAGGUCAAACCAAAUGUUGGCCAUUCAGAAGGGGCUUCCGGUAUUACAAGCCUCAUAAAGGCAGUUCUGGCUUUGGAGAACCGAACCAUACCCCCGAACAUCAAAUUCUCGACACCGAACCCGAAAGUUCCUUUCAAGGAGGCCAAUCUUCAAGUCCCAGUGGAGCCAACGCCGUGGCCGACUGACCGAGCUGAGCGUGUCAGUGUCAAUUCAUUCGGGAUAGGAGGAGCAAACGCUCACGUGCGUGAGAAUUCGAGGAGUACCUACAACAACGUCAAGUCUGACCAGUGA